AACGUUAUUUUGAAAAAAGUUCACUUUUCGAUGUGAGAUCGCGUGCGCAAGAGGAGCAAACUUCCGUCGCUCCACUGCGCCCCCGCGUGGCCAAAGGAGCCACGCACGCCACUUAGUUUGAGCCAAAUAAUGUCAAGAGGAAAAAAAACUCACAGCAAAAUCAAAACAAAACAAAAACAGACAACAAAGCUCAACGUGAAUGAGGUUGGGAGCUCUCCGAGGUCCGAGCUUUUACAAUAUUUGUCUCUGACGAUUGAUAAUCGAGCAGUCGAAAAAGUUGCCGCUGAAUAUUCACGAGCCCCGACGUGCACGCGCGCGGCCUUUCGGGACCGGCGACGUCGGGGGGGGGGCGGGCCCAGUCCGCGUCUCGAGCUUAAAACGCUCCGGAGCGGACCCGCGACCGCACACGAACCCGCGAAGACGCGCACCCUCCGCGGAGGGCCAGGUCCGAGGACCCGGAUGAGGGCGCGGGUUCCCACGCAAAUCGGCGCAAACUUUCUCCAGGAGAAACUCGCCAAGAGGACAAGAACAAAAAGAAGAAGAAGAAGAUGCCGGCUCGCCUUUGACGUGCACGAGCACGCUCGGCUUCUCCGUUCUCGCACAAAGGAGCCAGCGCCGCCUCGCCGCGUUCCUGGAGCGACCCGGCGGGCCAUGGGCCGCUACGGCCGGACGGCGUCCUCCGAGGAGGCGGGCGGCAAGCCGGCCGACGGGCGCGGCAAAGCGCAGGCGCGGGCGCGGCGGGCGAGCCGCUUCGUGAAGAAGGACGGCCACUGCAACGUCCGCUACGUGAACGUGAGCGAGAAGGGCCAGCGCUACCUGGCCGACAUCUUCACCACGUGCGUGGACGUGCGCUGGCGCUGGAUGCUGCUGAUCUUCUGCUCGGCCUUCCUGCUCUCCUGGCUCUUCUUCGGCUGCGUCUUCUGGCUCCUGGCCAUCUUCCACGGCGACCUGCAGGUCCACGCCGGCCACAAGUGCGUGUCCAACGUGGGCAGCUUCACGGCCGCCUUCCUCUUUUCCGUGGAGACGCAGACCACCAUCGGCUACGGCUACCGCUACGUGACGGACGAGUGCCCGGCCGCCGUCUUGGCCGUGGUCUUCCAGAGCAUCGUGGGCUGCGUCAUCGACGCCUUCGUGGUGGGCGCCGUCAUGGCCAAGAUGGCCAAACCCAAGAAGAGGAACGAGACGCUGGUGUUCAGCCACAACGCCACGGUGGCCAUGAGGGACGACAAGCUGUGCCUGAUGUGGCGGGUGGGCAACCUGCGGCGGAGUCACCUGGUGGAGGCUCACGUGCGGGCGCAGCUGCUGCGCUCGCGCACCACGGCCGAGGGCGAGUUCAUCCCGCUGGACCAGACCGACAUCGACGUGGGCUUCGACAGCGGCGUGGACCGCAUCUUCCUGGUGUCGCCCAUCACCGUGGUGCACGUGAUCGACGAGGGCAGCCCCUUCUACGGCGUGGGCAAGCAGGAGCUCCGCGCCUGCGACUUUGAGGUGGUGGUGAUCCUGGAGGGCAUGGUGGAGGCCACCGCCAUGACCACGCAGUGCCGCAGCUCCUACGUGGCCGGCGAGAUCCUGUGGGGCCACCGCUUCGAACCCGUGCUCUUCGAGGAGAACCGCCGCUACGAGGUGGACUACGCCCGCUUCCACCGCACCUACGAGGUGCCCGGCACGCCGCAGUGCAGCGCCCGCGAGUUGGCGCGGAGCAAGUACGCCGUGUCCGCCUCGGGCUCCUUCUGCUACGAGAACGAGGUGGCGGCGGCGGACGCUCGGGAGGACACGGACGAGGGCCGGGGGGGCAGCGUGGGACCGGACGCCGACCGGCCGCUCCGACGAGAGUCGGAGAUAUGAACCCUGCGGUCGCGACUGGCGGGGGGGGGGGGGGGCGUGGCCAGCGACGGUGCCGGCGUUGUUCUGCCGUCCGUCUCCUCCUCGUAUCCGAAUCUGUCGCUCUGCUAACGGUACAAGCGCGUCUUCUUCUUCUUCUUCUUCUUCCCCGCCAAGGCGCUUUCCUGUUUGGAGAAUUUCUUCUUCCGGCUUCUUGAACGUUUGCAAAGGCAACGCGCGUCCUUGGUGGAGGGAGAGAAAACAACGAAAAACUUGAAGUCCCGCCAAGUCCACGCGGGAAUCCGCCCGCAGACUUUUAACCGGGAAUAAUAAGAUAUUAUCACUUGAUUAUUAUUGUUAUUUUUUUUUUCCAUUCUGUCUCCUUUGUCUUUUUUCAAUAAAAAAAUCCAAAUGA
Molecule: messenger RNA, 2236 nt
Organism: Syngnathoides biaculeatus (alligator pipefish)
Lineage: Eukaryota; Metazoa; Chordata; Actinopteri; Syngnathiformes; Syngnathidae
Product: inward rectifier potassium channel 2-like
Exons: 2
Coding region: 130-1845 (571 amino acids)
Biological process (GO): regulation of monoatomic ion transmembrane transport; potassium ion import across plasma membrane
Cellular component (GO): plasma membrane
Molecular function (GO): inward rectifier potassium channel activity
Source: RefSeq, a predicted model, not a curated record